UGGUGGAUUGGAUCAAACUUGUCCAUGUUGUCUACCCUACGAUUGCGAUCCAACUUGUUAAGUGGACAUAUCCCCCACCAGCUGUGCUAUCUUCCCUACCUUCACAUCCUAGACCUUGGUGAUAACAACUUUUCAGGGACAAUUCCCAAGUGUUUGAAGAAUUUGACUGCUCUGACCGUUUUUCCAUACAAUAAUUAUACCAUGCCUACAUAUUAUGAUGUUCAAACCUCAGUUGUGUCGAAAGGAAGUGAACUCGUUUAUUACAGGACAGCUUUGGAAUGGGUAUAUAGCGUUGAUCUUUCAUCAAAUAAUUUAGAAGGUGAAAUCCCUGAAGAAAUAACCAGCCUCAUGUCAUUAGGGACCUUGAACUUGUCAAGAAAUCAAUUAAGAGGAAGAAUUCCCCAAAAGAUUGGAAAUUUACGAUGGUUGGAAACUCUUGACCUCUCACACAAUCACCUUUGUGGACAAAUUCCUCAGAGUUUCUCCUCAUUGACAUUCUUGUCUCACGUGAACUUGUCUUAUAACAACUUGACUGGAAGAAUUCCUUGGGGCAACCAACUCCAGACGCUCAAUGACUCAUCCAUUUAUGGGGGCAAUCCAUCACUCUGCGGCCUUCCUCUUUUAACCAAGUGUCCGGGAGACGACACACCUAAUAGACUACCUUUUCCUUCUAGUGGGGCAGGAGAAAACAAAGAUGAAGGUGAUGAAGGAAUGCUUUGGUUCUAUGUCAGCAUCAUGCUUGGCUUCAUUGUAGGCUUCUGGGGUGUUUGUGGCACGUUACUCAUAAAGAAGUCAUGGAGGUAUGCCUAUUUUCGAUUCUUUGAUAACAUCAAAGAUAAGGUAGCGUUAGCAAUUGCAUUGAAAGUUAGUCAUUUGCAAAACAAAUUUUGAUUGGGAAAAAAGCAUUUCAUUGAAGCUUAAACACUUUGAGAAAUUUGGUGAAUUCAUAUAGU
Messenger RNA from Prunus persica (peach), 953 nucleotides. RefSeq names its product LRR receptor-like serine/threonine-protein kinase FLS2. Bases 25 to 891 code for a protein of 288 amino acids. Lineage: Eukaryota; Viridiplantae; Streptophyta; Magnoliopsida; Rosales; Rosaceae. The transcript has a single exon. Gene Ontology annotation, molecular function: protein binding. The record is from RefSeq and is a predicted model, not a curated record.